AUGCGUGAAUGUAUAUCCAUACAUGGGGGACAAGCAGGUGUACAAAUUGGCAACGCAUGCUGGGAACUUUAUUGUUUGGAGCAUGGGAUUCAACCGGAUGGCCAAAUGCCUUCAGAUAAAACAGUCGGAGGCGGUGAUGAUUCAUUCAAUACAUUCUUUAGCGAAACUGGAGCAGGUAAACAUGUUCCUCGAGCUGUCUUUAUCGAUUUGGAACCUACAGUCGUAGAUGAAGUGCGUACUGGUACAUAUCGGCAACUGUUUCACCCUGAGCAGCUAAUAACUGGAAAGGAAGAUGCAGCGAAUAAUUAUGCAAGAGGUCAUUACACUAUUGGAAAAGAAAUAGUUGAUCUUGUGUUAGAUAGAGUACGCAAAUUGGCAGAUCAAUGCACUGGUCUCCAAGGGUUUUUGAUCUUUCAUUCAUUUGGUGGUGGCACUGGAUCUGGUUUUGCAUCACUUUUGAUGGAGCGCUUAUCAGUUGAUUAUGGUAAAAAAUCUAAAUUGGAAUUCGCCAUUUACCCAGCACCGCAGAUUUCCACUGCAGUAGUGGAGCCAUAUAACUCCAUUUUGACGACGCAUACAACCCUAGAACAUUCUGAUGCUGCUUUUAUGGUAGACAACGAAGCCAUAUAUGAUAUUUGUAGAAGAAAUUUAGACAUAGAGAGGCCAACUUACACUAAUUUAAAUCGUUUAAUUGGACAAAUAGUAUCUUCGAUCACAGCUUCUCUUCGCUUUGAUGGAGCGUUAAAUGUAGACCUCACAGAAUUUCAAACUAAUUUAGUGCCUUAUCCGCGAAUCCAUUUUCCUUUAGUUACUUAUGCUCCAGUUAUAUCUGCAGAAAAAGCUUAUCAUGAGCAACUCUCAGUAGCUGAAAUUACCAACGCUUGCUUUGAGCCUGCAAAUCAGAUGGUAAAAUGUGAUCCUAGACAUGGCAAAUAUAUGGCAUGUUGCAUGCUAUAUCGCGGUGACGUAGUACCUAAAGAUGUCAAUGCAGCCAUAGGAACUAUCAAAACAAAACGCACAAUUCAGUUUGUUGAUUGGUGCCCCACUGGAUUCAAAGUAGGUAUUAAUUAUCAACCACCUACUGUUGUUCCGGGCGGAGACCUGGCAAAAGUUCAACGUGCUGUCUGUAUGCUAUCCAACACGACUGCAAUUGCAGAAGCAUGGUCGCGUUUGAACCACAAAUUUGAUUUGAUGUACGCAAAGCGUGCUUUCGUACACUGGUAUGUGGGCGAAGGUAUGGAGGAAGGAGAAUUCUCUGAAGCUCGUGAGGACUUGGCUGCAUUAGAAAAGGACUACGAAGAAGUUGGUAUGGACUCUGGCGAAGGAGAAGGGGAGGGUGGCGAAGAAUAUUAA
This is a messenger RNA of Bicyclus anynana (squinting bush brown), 1353 nucleotides long. Its product is annotated as tubulin alpha-1 chain-like. NCBI's taxonomy places the organism in Eukaryota, Metazoa, Arthropoda, Insecta, Lepidoptera, Nymphalidae. Gene Ontology annotation, molecular function: GTP binding; structural constituent of cytoskeleton. The coding region runs from base 1 to 1353 and encodes 450 amino acids. The transcript has a single exon. Gene Ontology annotation, biological process: mitotic cell cycle; microtubule cytoskeleton organization. The record is from RefSeq and is a predicted model, not a curated record. Gene Ontology annotation, cellular component: cytoplasm; microtubule.